Sphenostylis stenocarpa is the source of this 2448-nucleotide messenger RNA. NCBI's taxonomy places the organism in Eukaryota, Viridiplantae, Streptophyta, Magnoliopsida, Fabales, Fabaceae. The record is from the annotation of a GenBank genome assembly.
AUGUCGCUCUACCGCCUCCUUCUACGCCGCGUCUCCUCCACCGCCGCUGCCCGCCCCAUCUUCUCUCUUGCCCAAACCCGUUCCUAUGCUUUCUCCUCCGCUGAGGAAGCUGCGGCUGAGCGCCGGCGACGGAAGCGGCGUCUGCGCAUCGAGCCUCCCCUCAACGCGAUUCGUCCUCCGCCGCAGGGCCCUCCACGCGACCCGAACGCGCCUCGCCUCCCGGAUUCCACUUCGGCGUUGGUGGGCCCCCGGUUGAGCCUCCACAACCGCGUGCAGUCCCUCAUCCGCGCGGGCGACCUCGAGGCGGCUUCCGCCACCGCCCGGCACGCGGUGUUCUCGGUGACGCGGCCAACCGUUUUCACCUGCAACGCCAUCAUCGCUGCCAUGUACCGGUCGAAGCGGUACGAGGAGGCCAUUGCCCUCUUCCAUUUCUUCUUCAAGCAAUUCAACAUCGUCCCCAACAUCGUCUCUUACAACAACGUGAUCAACACCCACUGCGACGAGGGUCGUGUUGACGUGGCCCUUGAAGUCUAUCGUCACAUUCUGGCCAACGCUCCUUUCAGUCCCUCUCCCGUCACCUAUCGUCAUCUCACCAAAGGUUUGAUCCAAGCCGGUCGCAUUUCCGAAGCCGUCGACCUCUUGCGCGAGAUGCUCACCAAGGGCCACGGCGCCGAUUCUCUCGUUUACAACAAUCUCAUUUCGGGCUUUCUCGAACUCGAGAAUUUGGAGAAGGCCAAUGAACUUUUCGACGAGCUUAAGGAGAGGUGCCUGGUUUAUGAUGGGGUCGUGAAUGCCACUUUUAUGGAAUGGUUCUUCCAAAAAGGGAGGGAUAAGGAGGCCAUGGAGUCCUACAAGUCCUUGCUGGAGCGCCAGUUCAGGAUGACCCCUGCCACUUGCAAUGUUUUGUUGGAGUGUUUGCUCAAGCAUUCCAGGAAAACUGAGGCUUUGGCCUUGUUUGAUCAGAUGCUCGACAAUCACACCCCUCCCAAUUUCCAAGCUGUUAACUCUGAUACCUUCAAUGUAAUGGUUAAUGAGUGCUUUAAGCUUGGAAACUUUGAGGAGGCCCUUGCAACUUUUAAGAAGGUUGGAACUAAGCCUAAUUCUAAGCCCUUUGCCAUGGAUGUUGCCGGCUACAAUAAUAUCAUUGCUAGGUUUUGUGAGAAUGGGAUGCUCUCCCAAGCCGAGACCCUGUUUGAAGAACUGUGCUCCAAGUCUUUGAGCCCCGAUGUGCCUACUCACAGAACUUUGAUUGAAGCCUACUUGAAAAUGGAGAGGAUCGAUGAUGCCCUCAGGGUAUUCAACAGAAUGGUGGAUGCCGGUCUUAGGGUAGUUGCUAGCUUUGGUAAUACGGUGUUUGAUGAAUUGAUUAAGAAUGGUAAGGCUAUUGAUUGUGCUCAAAUUUUGAGUAAAAUGGGAGAGAAGGAUCCCAAACCAGACCCCACUUGCUACGAGGUUGUAAUCAAGGGACUCUGUGCGCAUGGCUUGUUGGACAAAAGCCUAGAGCUGCUGGAUGAGGUUAUGAGGUAUGGUGUUGGGGUCACUUCUGCCUUGCGGGAAUCUGUUACUGAGGUUUUUAAGACAGCCGGGAGAGGUGACGAGAUUGAAAGGCUGCUAGAUAUCAACAGAUUUGUAUACACUCCUCGUCCAUCCCCUCCAAGACCUGCUUAUCGUCCGCCACCGGUCAGGUCCCCCUCGCAAAUGGCAGGGGUACCACAUAACCCACAUUCUGGCCCUCACACCACCACACAUAUGGCAGCUCAGCUACACCCACCACCACCUUUUCAAAUGGCAGGAGCAACAAAUAACCCACCUUUUGGGUUUCCAACACAAAUGGCAGCACAGCAGCGUCCAACACCUCCUUCUCCUCAAAUGACAGGAACACAUUAUCCUCCUUCUCAAAUGGCCGGAGCACCACAUAACCCACCUUCGGGGGCUCCACAUCAAGUGUUGGGGCAUCAACGCCCGCCAAUGAAUCAACCUUCGUGGGGAGUUUCUCCUCCAAUGACUGGGCCUCGUACUACAGCAGCUGGACCUUCACCUCAUAUGCCAAGACAGCCGUACCACCCUACUACAUCUGAAUUUCCUCCCCAAACGAACAGGGUACAGCAGCAUUAUACACCGUCUGGACCUUCACCCCAAAUGGCAGGAUAUCAGCCUUAUGGAACACCACAUGGGCCCCAACAAAUGUCAGAACGACGAUAUCCCUCGUCAGGAUUGUCCCCUCCAAUGGCAGGACAAUAUCAUCCCCCAGCUGAACCAACUCCUUCAAUGUCAGGGUCAUCUAUUCCUUCAUAUGGAGCAUCACCUAAUAUGUCACCGCCGCACCAUAUUCCCCUAGGACCAUCUUCUCAGGUGACUGGACCAUAUCACCCAUCAUCAGGAGUAGGUUCUCACUUUGAGGAAUCACAUCAACAGCAAUCGGAAGUCCCUGAACAGGUAGCAGCUUAA